Molecule: messenger RNA, 1578 nt
Organism: Momordica charantia (bitter melon)
Lineage: Eukaryota; Viridiplantae; Streptophyta; Magnoliopsida; Cucurbitales; Cucurbitaceae
Product: peroxidase 2
Biological process (GO): hydrogen peroxide catabolic process; response to oxidative stress
Molecular function (GO): peroxidase activity; heme binding
Source: RefSeq, a predicted model, not a curated record
CUUUCUUCCCCCCGCCAUGGCCUAUUGCCUAUUGCCUAUUGCCUUUUGCCUUGUGCCUGUUCCCAAUCAAAUGCCCGCGAAGAAAAUUCAAAGGGGGGCCGCAAAUCCAAAUCUCUGCAGUUUUUGUAUUUGAAAAGUAAAAGGGUGGCGUAUUUUCAACGUUCAAUUUAUCUUUUGCACCAUCAGCUUGUAAUCACCACACCCCUUCUUUUUGCCUAUAAAAGGACAUGCUCUGUUUAUACUCCAUCACCAAGCCCAAAACCAAGAGCUUAAUUGAGCUCAGUUUUAUAACUUAGCCAUCUCAAUUUAGCUUCUUUUUUCUAUCUUUCCCUUCCAUUAUAUAAUAUGGCUUCUCUUAACGCUAUUACUGUUCCUUUGGUUUUGUGUUUGUGUUUGAUGGUUGGGUGUGCCACUGCUCAGCUGAGCUCCACUUUCUACGACUCCACAUGUCCCAAUGUGUCCAGCAUUGUGCAUGGUGUUGUGCAGCAAGCUCUCCGAGGUGACGACAGAGCUGGGGCCAAACUCAUCCGCCUCCACUUCCACGAUUGCUUUGUCGACGGAUGUGACGGGUCGGUUCUACUAGAGGAUCAGGAUGGCGUGGUGAGCGAGCUUGGUGCGCCAGGAAACGGAGGCAUCACAGGAUUCAACAUCGUUAACGACAUCAAAACUGCUGUGGAGAAUGUUUGCCCAGGCGUCGUCUCCUGUGCCGACAUUCUAGCCCUAUCCUCUCGAGAUGCUGUUACAUUGGCAGGAGGAGAGGGUUGGACAGUUCAAUUGGGAAGAAGAGACAGCAGAACAGCAAAUGUGGAUGGAGCCAGGAAUAGGCUUCCAAGUCCUUUUGAGGAUCUCUCUGUACUUCAAAGAAAGUUCAGUGAUGUUGGCCUAGAUGACACCACUGAUCUCGUUGCUUUAUCCGGUGCACACACGUUCGGGCGAUCAAGAUGCAGAUUUUUUGACAAUCGGUUGGACGGUUCAAGCCCGGACCCGCCCCUGGACUCGACGUACGCAGAUCAGCUCCGGCAGAGUUGCCAACCCGGAAGAGACACGUUCGUGAAUCUGGACCCCACCACUCCGGACACGUUCGACAGCAACUACUUCACAAAUCUCCAAAACAACCGUGGCCUGCUGGGAAGCGACCAGGUUCUGUUCUCCACCGCCGGGGCUCCCACCAUCAGUAUCGUCAACAGCUUCGCCGGCAGCCAGAGCCAGUUCUUCUCCGCCUUCGCUCAGUCCAUGAUUAGAAUGGGAAAUCUUGACCCUUUGACCGGAACCGCCGGCGAAAUCAGGUCCAAUUGCAGAAGGCUCAACUGAAAAACACACCCACAGAUUAAGUAAUACGUGCCGUCCAAGUGUAUUAUAAUUCAUACAAAUGCAUCUGUCCUGUGUCGUUUAAUUUCCAUCGGUUAUGUCGUCAAAGUUCAGACCCAAUAGCCAAUACAAUUAAUAAAUAGUAAAUAAUGUAAAACGGGAGCGGGCGGUGGAUCCCUUGCUCAAGCUUUCGUUUGAUUGGAGUCCUUGUUUAGUUUAGUUUCAGGAAGACAAAAUAUAUAUACUUUUGUGUUUCUAUCUACUUUGUUU